Antechinus flavipes (yellow-footed antechinus) is the source of this 563-nucleotide messenger RNA. RefSeq names its product ovomucoid-like. Bases 117 to 401 code for a protein of 94 amino acids. The transcript has 5 exons. The record is from RefSeq and is a predicted model, not a curated record. Lineage: Eukaryota; Metazoa; Chordata; Mammalia; Dasyuromorphia; Dasyuridae. Gene Ontology annotation, molecular function: protein binding.
GUGGUUGUGAGUAUUUAAGAGUCAUUCUGGGAAAAAGAUAGAAGUAUCACUUCAUCUUUUUGCACCUUUCUUCUUCCCUAGAGAAAAUCAAAUCCAGGAAACAACCAAAAGGCAAAAUGGCUUUCUCCUUUCUAAUAAACAAAGUUUUCUUAGGGCUCUUCAUCUUGGCGGUAACUGGUUACACAGAUAUUUUCAUCCAUGCCUUUAGCAAUGGAAGAAUUCAACCUGACUGCAAGCAGUUUGAAAAACUACCACCACACAUAUGUGACAAAAAUUAUGAUCCUAUCUGUUCUACAAAUGGCAAAACACAUCGCAAUGAAUGUGAAUUUUGCAAUGUUGUUAGAGACACUCUUGACACAGUUAAAUUUAAGCAUUAUGGUCACUGCUAUCAUGUUCUCUGAUUAUAUGGACCUGGAACCCACUGCACAACUAUUGUUCUUCUCAUCUAGUGCCAGGAAGUGUAUAAUCACUGUUUCUGUGGCUUUUUACUUGAAUGUUGCAAGAAAUAUUGUUUGUUUUAUUUGUAUUUGUUAAAAUUAAAUGAUUUUAAACCAUGCACUUUA